Messenger RNA from Alternaria arbusti, 852 nucleotides. RefSeq lists its product as uncharacterized. Lineage: Eukaryota; Fungi; Ascomycota; Dothideomycetes; Pleosporales; Pleosporaceae. The record is from RefSeq and is a predicted model, not a curated record. The transcript has 3 exons. Bases 1 to 852 code for a protein of 283 amino acids.
AUGGCUGUAGAAGCAACACGAGUGCUGCUACAGCAUUUUGCUUCCGACCAAACUGCGACAAGUAUAUUGAAGAAUGGAGGCAAAUCGUACUCUGAGAUAGCCGCUAAGGAGCUGCCGAUGUUACAUGAUAACUGGACUCGGUUCUGUGCUUAUCUGUGGCCGGCUGCAAGCGAGGAGCGACUGAAACUCAUCGCUGAGACUAUUGUCUACAUCUUCAUCUUUGAUGCUGAAUGGCAGAUCCAAACAUUUCAGAACGAAUUCGUAUCACGACUAAAGGCUCAAAUGCCUUACGGAGACGAUGAACCAGUCUCGAUCUUGCAGAAGGCCAUGCAUGCUACUAUCCAAGGCCUUCAUGAUCAAGAUGGCAUCAUCGGUGACGGAGGAGCCGAGGUAGUUGCAAGAUUGAUGGAUUUCAUCAAUCACCCCCCGCCCCCCACCGAAUUCCACAGUCUGAGAGAAUUUCUGGACUAUAGGAUAAUCGACGCAGCUGUCCCAAUUGCCAAAUUUCUUAGGCUAUUUGCGGACCAUGUAUCGAUUUCAAAUGACCUUGGUUCUUUCGAUAAAGAGAAAAGAGCCUACGUAGAGAGAAAGGUGCACUACCUUGUGAACACAGUGGAAGAAGUUCGGAAGACUUAUUCCCUUCCCAACGACGAAGCCGCGAAAUUUGUCACGUUGGCUAUCCAGGUGGAAGUGGAAAGAGAAAUGGCAAGAGAACUUUCACAACUCAAUGUCGAUAGCAGCGUUCCUGAACCUGAGAAGGAAUUCGCAAAUGCGUUGGUAUUCACAGUCAGUGGAAGUGUUUUGAGCUCAGUUGUCAUGUCUCGAUAUGGUGGUAGAUAUAUUGGCGGUUGA